This is a messenger RNA of Anneissia japonica, 2762 nucleotides long. RefSeq lists its product as uncharacterized. The record is from RefSeq and is a predicted model, not a curated record. Lineage: Eukaryota; Metazoa; Echinodermata; Crinoidea; Comatulida; Comatulidae.
AUAAGUGGAUGUAAUCUAAAGGUAUGAAAACACUGUAUCUCCUCAAUGGAUUAAGAGGUUAUUGUGUAUGAUAUUAUUUUGGGUGGUUAAAGAUGAUUUUAUAACCCUGGGGAUUUAUCGAUAAAGAAAAGGCAGGCCGUUUCAGCCCACUGAAAUGAUUAGACAGCAAGAAGCGCCGGUGAGUCAAUGGGCCUAGCAGUCUAGACAGCCUGUCUCGCUUCUUUAGAUCGAAAUAAAAGCCUGCAAUUACAUGAAUUGCUUGCUAUCAUGAUUAAUGGCGUCCUGCUGUAUAAGCUUUGAUUUUCUUGCUUCAAACCAUUGCCUGAUCCCAGUUGAGAACGAUCGCCCGAAUAGAAGCUCCCUGGAUUCAGUAGGAAUUAUAACUCUCGAUCUUCCGCUUCUUCUAUUUGUCAACCAAAUUUGAUUUUUGUUUUUGUUUUUCCGGACCAAACUUGCAAGCUUCUCAACGAAAAAUGUUUCUUGAACUUCUAAAAGGAUUUAUUUGUUUUGGUGUGGUUCUUCUCAAAUUAACGACUGAUGACACGAGGAGGCGGAUAGGUAUCGAUGUUGGCGAAUGUCGUAAAAUAUCGAAGCAUUCAAAUGAAAGACAUCAAUUAACUCCUGAAAGAAAAAAUCAGUGUUCGCAAUGUCCUGAGACGAGUGAAUGCGUUGCCUCGCAAUUGCGUGUGCAGCGCGUGUACCUGGUUGGUGAACCCAAGGUGUUCGAUAUCGUUCAGGAGUGUGAAUGCGUUCAAACGCCGCCCUCGUGUGAACGAAGGUCACAGACGAAGGUUUUCUUCGAGGACACGCCCUACGAAACAGCGGUGGAUGUUGGAGUGUGUUCCGGUCCUUGCUCUGAAUCUGAUGGUACGUCUACAAAAAUAUAUAAUAUUUCCCUAAAAAUGGAUGUGGGGAAAUGCGUCGGAACUUGCACGAAAGAUUCAUCUUUGCAAUGUAUUCUCAGAUCACCAUCGAAUCCUGACGAAUGCUUAAUGUCAUUGAUGAAGAAAACGAACUGCAGUCCGCAGUCGUACACUCAGCAUAACUUCCAAACGACAGGAAACAGACGACAAACGGUAUUAACUAUCAACGAAUGUGGAUGCUAGAAACACCAGCUACCUCAUAUAGAAAUUUAAAUUCGUAUUUAAUAUCCAGAAAAACACGGCUAUUACUGUACACGUACCACCACGUGAUCAUAUUUAUUAGGAUAUAGGACUUCACAAAAUUGAUAACGAAUAUUUUGCCAUUCGAGUCUUAAAAUCUAAAAUGCAGUUGACAACGUUUUCACAAACUGCGUGUGUACAGACGGUUUCCCCUCAAGUUUGGAGAUUUCUGCACGAGACUUCCGAAUUGUCCUAUUUUAUGGCGAGUUAAUUUGACAAUUCAGGCCUGUAUUAACCAAGUACGGGUAUAGAUUUACUCGGUCCGAAUCAUAAUUCGAUAAAUAUAUAUUUUUAAAUGAUAUCCGAUUAAAUGAUAGCCAGUCACGCUUUUGAUAACUUUUGGAAUGUUGACUGAACCAAAAUGGAUUGGGAGAGAUGCCUUUAAAAUGGUUGAAGUAUAAAUAAAUGUGAACUAUAAAUAUAUUUUUAUGACUUCAGUACAAUAAAAUGAUAGGCUAAAAGACCGAUGCGUCAAAGUGAAAAAUUAGCAUAUUCGAUAAAAAUUAGAAGAUUCGAUGAAGAUUAAUAAAUGAACUUGCCGAAAAAAUAACUUCCCCCGUUCCCGCAUGUUUUAUAUGAUUUUACCUGCUUAGAAUUGAUUAGAAAUAUGAUUAUUUGAUUUUUAAAAGAGUAUUAUGUGUCCUGUUAUAUUUGUUUUUAACACAGAUAAAAUAUUAGGUGGAUAUAAAAAAUGUGUGUCGGACUAUUUUGAUCAGCUACUAUAAACUAUAUACUACCAAAGGCUAUUGUACAUUGGAAUCGUUUUUUGGGGGGUUUUUUCGAAAUAUAGAUAAUGAUUUUUGGAUUUAUAAACAGAUUUGAAUUGAUUUUUAAAAUAGUUAUGAACGUAAUAAUGUGCCAGCAUAUUCUGUAAAUAAAAAAGCAUACGGAAUUAUGGGGCCGAUUUCAAAUUUGGGCCUCUCCAAUUUAAUCACUAUUUUUCCAAAUACAUUUUUUUUAUAUUAUGUUAAAAUGUAAUGCUAUUUUUUACAGUCAGUAUUUGUGAAUGGAGCUGUUUUAUAUAUGCUGCAUUGUUAUAUAUGACUUUGAUUAACGUCUCAUCUUCCGAUGUAUAGGAAGGACAGUUGCUCCAUAAAUUUGCAAAUAUGAACUAUGUUGGUAUUUAUUUUAAUGGUCAUCCGAUAUGUCAUCCGUUUUUCAGGCGAAUAGCCCCCGGUGCGCACUGUUAAUUUUAAUGUUCCGGAUGUAGGCUCAUCCAUGCUGUCGUUUGCUUUGUAAAUAUUUACUACAAUUAGCCAUUAUGGUAGUUAGCUAGCAGAAAAAUAUAACUUUACCUAUUGGUGAAUUUAUCAUAUUAAGAUUUAUUGCUUAUUCUAUUUAUUAAUAAAAAGACAUUGAAAGAUGCCAGACGAGCGAGAGCUGUGACUGAAGUGUCGGUUUCGGAUGAGCCGUAGAACUGUGGGUGUGGAUAAACCAUCUAAGCUAAAGUCAUCAGGGACUUGGUUUUUAUCAGGCUUGAUGAGUGAAAAGAUUUCCCUUAUAGAUAGAAAUUAUAAAACUCAAAUGAUCAUGCUUCGUGGAAGGAAAGAAACGCUGACAUUUUGCUGUGAAUAAUGUAAAUAAAGUGAUGUAUUCAAA